Ruditapes philippinarum (Manila clam) is the source of this 2156-nucleotide messenger RNA. RefSeq lists its product as uncharacterized. The transcript has a single exon. The coding region runs from base 1203 to 1892 and encodes 229 amino acids. The record is from RefSeq and is a predicted model, not a curated record. NCBI's taxonomy places the organism in Eukaryota, Metazoa, Mollusca, Bivalvia, Venerida, Veneridae.
AAACGAAAAGGUUUCCUAGGAGUUUUUUAUGUUGUAAAUUACAUUAGUAAAAUAGUAAUCACCAAGAAUUAAAAUGAAGUAAUCCGAAAUUUUUCAUUGUAGAAUAAAAAUGGAGGUUUCUGGCAAGCGAAGAACUAAAUUGACAUAUUCGGUAUCACAUGGGUCUGCUGAAGACUUUGUAUUAUUCUGUAUCCCAUGUGAUAGAGAUGGUAAACGGGUUCCAGCUAAAGGGUUCUGUACAACUUGCAAUGAACAUCUUUGUAAAACCUGUUACAAGCAUCAUAAGAAACCAGCACCUACACGUAACCAUGUUCUUCUUGAUGAAGACUCCAUGCCAACAACUCAUACCGUUCAAUUAUAUCAAGACAACUUCGAAAGCUGUGAUGAUCAUCAAGACGAAAAACAGAAAUAUUACUGUAGAGAUCACGACAUCGUAGUUUGCAGUGUUUGUGUAACGUUAGAUCAUAGGACCUGUAAGGUGGAAUACAUACCGAAACUUUCAAAACAUAUUCUAGACAGUGAGGAACUCAAUGAGUUAAUGGCGGAAAUGAAAUCACUUGAGGAAGUUUGUAAAUUAAGUAUAAAGAGAGCAAAAGAUGAGAUUAAAGCCAUUUCUGAAAAUCAUGAUAAGGUUAUAAAGGCAAUUCAUCAAUUCAGAAAGGAAAUAAAUACACGUCUCGACGAUAUGGAAAAGAUUGUUGUCGAGGACGCGGAGAGAAUCUCUGAUAAAACACAAAUGAUUCUGAAGAGUUUGUCAACAGGUAUAGAAGACAUAAAAGACGAAACGGUAAAGAAACAAGUAUGCUUAGACAACCUGAUACAAAGGAACUGUCUUGACAAACUGUAUGUUGAAAUGAAAGUAGCCAAGAAACGACUGAUUCAAAUAAAGAUGAAAGCAAAACAACAUAGUCGAAUAAACAAUAAUGAAACAGUAAGCUUUGUCAAGCAUCAGGCAAUUAUUGAUAUGUUAGAAAAGUAUAAGCAGUUAGGAGAAAUUGUUAAAUCGUCCAAUAGUGAAAAUGAUGCAAUGAUGAAAGAAACAUCAACACCACCCGAGGAUACGUCUCUAAAUCUUGAAGUUGUCGAGGAAAUAGAUAUGAAAUCCGCAUCGGAUAGUAAUAAAUGUGACAUAACUGGGAUAGAGGUUAUUCAGCCGAAUAAGAUAGUGGUUUGUGAAUAUGAUAACUGCAAUGUAAAAUGUUAUGAUACAGUACAGAAAAAAAAUUGUUUCAGAAAUGAAAUUUAAAAAAUCACCGUAUGAUGUUGCAGCUAUUACAGAUAUUAGAUUUGUCGUGACUGUACCUGACGAUGGAAGCGUCCAUUUUAUGUCACUAAAGAAACAACACAUAGUUUCUGAUCGUAAAGUGAAUAUCAGCGUGACAUGUCUCGGUAUUGCUUACAGCAAAGAUAAGCUUGUUGUGUCAUGUGGUAAUCAAGGAAAAGUUUUAGUUCUUGACCUACAAGGUAAAAUAUUGCAAAGUUUUAGUGGAGAUAAUAGUCUGUUCAGCUUUCCUCAUUAUGUCACCGUGAAUACAGCGGGAACGUCUAUAUAUGUUAGUGACAGUGGUUAUUAUGUGAUGGCUGUAAAACAACUAGACUGGCAGGGCAAUGUUAUAAAUACCUAUCAAGCAGGAAAUCUAGAGGGUAUUUGUGAAUUAAAUGAUGGCACAUUGCUUGUUUGUUUGUAUCAAGAUAGUGACGACAAUUUACGUAGAAUAUCAGACAGCUGUAAGCCAUGUAAUAUAACGAUAAAUGAGAAUGUUUGUGGAUGGUACGCGAGUGCUGUUGCAUACUGUAAGAAAACAAAAAAACUUUAUGUGUCUUAUUCUGGAAGAGAUGAAACAGGUGAAAUUAACGAGUCAUUUAUAAAAGUAUUUACGGUUCAAUGGUGAAACUUAAAAAAGAAAGACAUUUAUGAUGAAUGAAUUCAAUUCAUUUGUAUUGUUCAUAAAAAGUCUUCAGUGACAAAAUAGUGUACAUGUAUGUGUUUAUGAGAGAGCUAACUAUAUUUAUACACCGCAUUAUUUAAUGAUGACUGUGUGAAUUGUAUAAAAAAUUUGUUACCAAUUAAUAUAUUAUAAAAUAUAUUACAAGUUUUACUUCUCUUUUGUUUUAUGCCUUAAAUCAUUGUUUAUCGUAAUAAAAUAUCUGUAUUA